Molecule: messenger RNA, 315 nt
Organism: Dentiscutata heterogama
Lineage: Eukaryota; Fungi; Glomeromycota; Glomeromycetes; Diversisporales; Gigasporaceae
Source: the annotation of a GenBank genome assembly
CACUUAACUGGAUAAGGAAAAAUUCUCCAAAUCAUGAUGACGAAGAGCAAGUCAAAUUUGCCAUCAGAAACUCUUUAAUGACAAUGUUUUUACGAACAAGCCAAUCCAUAAAAUACUUGGAUAUCGUUGGUUAUCUAGAUCACAAUAUGAUUAAUAGAAUUUCUAUGAGUAGAAUUACUUCCUUAGAAUUAUCUCAUACAGAGUUGAACCACGAUGGGAUUCGGGCAUUGAAGAAACUGAUUACCUGUAGCACUACUUUGAGUUCUUUGAUUCUGUUCAGGUUUACAGGAUUGGGAUUCACCGAAGAUCUUGCCA